CAGAUCGCGAUAUUCCGAAGCUCUCGAAGCUCAGCUUUCUUAUGGACUUCGCUUCGGACGUGGGUGUCCGCCAUUCUGUCGUUCUCUCUAGCCUUGAUAUCCGCCAUUCGGUCGACAUCUCCCCCGCCGCGCUCUCCAUCGCCAGAGAGAUCCGGUUCUGCGUGAUCGCCAUUGUGGUUGGGUGGACUACUACUCGAGUUGUCUCCGCGCUGUUGGACCGUCGGCCAUCAUCGGAUUCGUGAUCGGAUUCGUGACACUAUAGACCUGGUUCUGUUUUCUUGUAUCUUUCGUAAAUACGUGAGGUCCAUCUGGAUAUAUCCCAUUCAUUGGCCUGGCAUUGUUUUGUUUUUACCUUUCUAUUUUGGCACCGUACAAAAGGCGUUAUCAGCUUCUAUUACGGUAUUGUACAGCCAUCACCAUCAUCAUCAUGAAGAUUCCGUGUUCCCUCGUGCUUCUUUCCGCUGUUGCUAGCGCACAGUUGGUGAUUGACAGCUCAAGCUUUGGUCAUGGAAAAAUGAUAGCACCAAACAGGGAUGGCAUUCCGGGAUGGGAUCUCGGAGGAGAAGGUCAUAUCCCUCAGAUUCUUUCCGAUAAGCUCAUCCUCACCCCUCCCUAUCCCGGCAACACUCGGGGCUACGCCUGGUCCCAAUCCACUCUAUCCGAAUCGGAAUGGACAGCGGAGCUCCAGUUCCGAGCAUCUGGAGUUGAGAGGGCCGGAGGCAACCUCCAACUUUGGUAUGCUAAGGAUGGCAAAGAGAAGAUUGGCUCUGCUAGUAUUUACACUGUGGGCCAAUGGGACGGAUUUGCUCUUGUAGUAGACACUCAUAGCGGAAGGGGUGGCAGCGUUAGAGGUUUCCUCAACGACGGUACAACAGACUACAAAAGCCAUAAAAGUGUUGAUAGCCUGGCUUUCGGACACUGCGACUACUCUUACCGAAACCUUGGACGGCCGUCUGUUGUUCGUGUGAAGCACACCAACGCUGUCUUGGAGGUCACUGUUGACGACAAGCUCUGCUUCGCCACUGACAAGGUUUCUCUUCCUGCUGGAAACACCAUCGGUAUGACAGCCGCAACCCCGGAGAACCCCGACUCUUUCGAGAUCUUCAAGAUCGUCCUCCAAAACAGCCCAUCCGGUGUAGGAAAGGCUCCACCAGUACAGCAACAGCAACGUCAGCCGAACGAGAACCAGCAGCAGCCGCUCGCUGCGCAGGGACAAGCCAACACUCAACAAGUUCAAUCCGCGUCUGUUGAUAUCCGCUCUAUCACCGAACAAUUUGUGGAUCUGGGCAGCCGAAUCCAACUGAUCAACCACGCCGCCAAUAACAUCAUCCGCGAGCUUGGAAACCAAGGCAACAAGGUUGAGAAUAAGCAAAACGAGCUUCUCCAGAAACUAGCCACCAAGGAGCAAGUCGGCAGUCUCGAAGUUCGCCUCCAGAGGCUCGAACAGACCCUGCAAUCCAUCCAACGUACCCUGGAAGGAAACGAUUACCGUGACCGGUUCAACCAGUUGCACGAGACUUUAAGGUCGUCUCACCUAAGCCUGACCGAAAACCUCCAAGGCACUCUCCUCAACGUCAUCACAGCAUCCACCCCCCGCAUGGGCUUCUUCAUCUUCCUGGUCAUCGCUUUCCAAAUCCUACUAGCCGCCUCAUACGUUAUCUACAAACGUCGUCGUGCCAACAUGCCCAAGAAAUUCCUCUGAUCUAGACAUACCUGUCUAUAAGUAACGGAAGAUAAUGAUUUUUUUUUUUUCUUUCCUUUUCUCCUUACACUGAACCCGCACAGGACGACUCGCACACACCGCACGCAUCCACACCUGAACGUAAAUCCAAUACAGAUAUAUCUAUUUGGCCUCUCCAUCUAUGACUUGUUUUUGCACCAAUUUUAUAUUUAUUUCUGUAUUACUCGGUUGUUUUUGAAUCAUGGCCUUAGCAUCAUUUUGUACAUUUAUCUAUCUACAGGUUCAAUUUCAUGCUUUCCUCUCUCUCUCUCUCUCUCUUCGAAUAGGGUAUUUGGUUCGGCUUACUUGUCUUUCAUCUUUACUCUAGACUCUGGGUGGUCUUUUCCAGCGAGAGCUCCUGCACGUGCAAUAUACCAUUCAUGUAGUAUAGUAAA
Messenger RNA from Aspergillus ochraceoroseus IBT 24754, 2115 nucleotides. Its product is annotated as putative lectin family integral membrane protein. Gene Ontology annotation, cellular component: endoplasmic reticulum-Golgi intermediate compartment; COPII-coated ER to Golgi transport vesicle; Golgi membrane. The record is from RefSeq and is a predicted model, not a curated record. Gene Ontology annotation, molecular function: D-mannose binding. The transcript is spliced from 6 exons. Gene Ontology annotation, biological process: endoplasmic reticulum organization; Golgi organization; endoplasmic reticulum to Golgi vesicle-mediated transport. The coding region runs from base 428 to 1702 and encodes 424 amino acids. Lineage: Eukaryota; Fungi; Ascomycota; Eurotiomycetes; Eurotiales; Aspergillaceae.